Baudoinia panamericana UAMH 10762 is the source of this 1936-nucleotide messenger RNA. RefSeq lists its product as uncharacterized. Gene Ontology annotation, biological process: spliceosomal snRNP assembly. The coding region runs from base 446 to 1519 and encodes 357 amino acids. The transcript has 2 exons. The record is from RefSeq and is a predicted model, not a curated record. Gene Ontology annotation, molecular function: RNA binding; protein binding. Gene Ontology annotation, cellular component: SMN complex. NCBI's taxonomy places the organism in Eukaryota, Fungi, Ascomycota, Dothideomycetes, Mycosphaerellales, Teratosphaeriaceae.
AGACAGAUAUGAGACACUCCAGUACACUCUUCUUUAGUUACAACAUAUGCCUCGCGCUCACCUUCAUCCUGACAUCGACCACCUUCCGCCCGUCAUGCAUCCCACAUCCCACAUCCCACUACCGCGGUUCAGCCGCUAAGGGUCCCCUUUAUCACACAUGCACAUUCUUUCCCGACGGUGACUCUCAAUGAGACAAGGAGAUCCCUACCCUUCCUCUCGCUCUCUCUCCAGUCUCUCCUUCCUCCCUUUCUUACACUUGCAAGUUCGGGACAUGGGGCGUUUGGCCGCCGGGAUAUUCGAGACGUGGCGUUGAUCCAGCACUGAACGACUGACGAUUUCACGAUUCAUGUCCCUCCCCAAACAUUAGCCUUCCUUUCAAGGCGAUAACUUUGAUUGAUUGAAUGAUUGAUUGAUUGAUUGAUCCGCAAGCAUACUCGCCAUCAGCAUGGCAGACUUCGCCUUCACAAGGCAAGACGAGACAUCGGUAGCUGCUGAAACCACCAAGAUCGUCCCAUUGACCUGCCAUGGCCACUCACGCCCCAUUACCCACGUCUCCUUCUCCUCCCUCCUCGCCUCCUCCGGCACCGCGAGCCAGUACUACAUGAUUUCCGCCUGCAAAGACAACAACCCCAUGCUCCGUGACGGCUUGACUGGUGACUGGAUCGGCACCUUCAUCGGCCACAAAGGCGCCGUAUGGAGUGCCCGCCUCUCCGAAGACGCCACCCUCGCCGCAACAGGCUCCGCUGACUUCUCAGCCAAAGUCUGGGACACCUUCACCGGCGAGACGCUCGCAACGCUACAGCACAACCACAUCGUUCGCGCCGUCGCCUUCCCACCGCAAGCGAAGCCUCAAGUCCUGGCGACGGGUGGCAUGGAGAAGAAAUUGCGCGUCUAUGACCUCUCCCGCGCGACUAGCGAAGCGUCGCCCACAAACGGCGUCAACGGCACCACCACCACCACCAACCCCGCAGACGCCUCCCCCUCCUACGAAAUCGGCGACUCCCAACACCAAGGCGCCAUCAAAUCCAUCGUCUGGUCGCGCGACCCGAGCAUAAUAACCACCGCCUCGGACGACAAGCAAAUCCGGUGGUGGGACCUCCGCACCCGCACGAGCAUCGCCUCCCACUCCAUCGACGCCCUCCCCGGAUCCUGCGAACUCAACGCCGGCCUCGACCACAACCCGGAAGGAACGCUCAGCGUGGCCGCAGGCAAGAACGUGUAUUUCUUCGACGGCGCGCGACCGGGCCAGUUGAUCAAGCAUAUCAAGACGAAUCGGGAGGUGGCGAGCGUUGCACUCAACGGCGAGGCGAGGAGGUUCGUCACGGGGAGUCCGUCGGAUACGUGGGUGCAUUUGUGGGAUUGGGAUCGGGAGUGUGAGUUGGAGACGGGGAGGGGACAUCAUGGGCCGGUGUGGACGACGUGUUUCAGUCCCGAUGGCAAGUUGUAUGCUACGGGGAGUGAGGAUGGGACGGUCAAGCUGUGGAAAUUCGCUGCCGGGCCGUAUGGGCUUUGGCGGUAGGGAUGAGAGAAGAUAACAUGCAUGGCAAAUGCCGGUUUGUGUCAGCGCCUAUGCUAGCAAUGCGGGAAAUGAGAGAGCUGUCCUGCUGUGCGCGUGCAUCGUUCCUCCGAAGCGCCACACCACAUGCUCUUUCAACAUGAUGAAGGAAGAGGAGAAGGAGAACAGGCCGUCUCAGUGAAUUAAAUCCAUGUCAUAUCUUCUCUGUAAAGCCGAUGCAUACCUCCAGUGAAGCGACAUACAUUUGCAGUCUCGAUACCAUGCCCUACAGUCACCCGCUCCCAGAGCGCCAUCUCCUACCAUUGCCACGCUCGUUACAUGCUCUCGCGUCCAAGUAAUGCCGGCCGUCCGUCCGAUGCAAAAAGCUCUCCACUGCGCUGUUACUAGCGACGCCCCUCCGUGUGAAAUGAAAUGAUCAAC